Cryptomeria japonica (Japanese cedar) is the source of this 3486-nucleotide messenger RNA. RefSeq lists its product as uncharacterized. NCBI's taxonomy places the organism in Eukaryota, Viridiplantae, Streptophyta, Pinopsida, Cupressales, Cupressaceae. Bases 34 to 3024 code for a protein of 996 amino acids. The record is from RefSeq and is a predicted model, not a curated record. The transcript has 9 exons. Gene Ontology annotation, molecular function: protein binding.
AGGGGUAGGGUUUGUAGAAUUUUGUGGAAGAAAAUGGGUAAAGAUGAGCGGCGGAAGAAGAAGGAGGGGAGGAGAGGAGCACAUCAGGCGGCGGCGGAGGAACAAACAGAAGACGAGGAAGAACAACGGCUCCGACCCCGCUCACGCUCACGCCCACGCCACUCCGACCGCAACAAUAAGCACAAACUUAAGCUGGUUCUCAAACUCACACGCUCAUAUCCUUCUUCUUCACUCCAGCGCACUAACUCCUCUUCUUCUUCCCUGGCCGCUAGGGGAGAAGCAGAUGCAGAAGGAGAAGUAGAAGCAGAAGGAUCUGCAGGGCCACUGGAGGGGGAGUCUUCUGGUACAUCAGGAGAAACGGAUGGUGAUGGCAACGUGGCGCAGCGGCUUCCGCCCGCCCUUCAGUCCAUCUCAGGGCCUUCUUCUUCCUUGGAGGAGGACGAUGCCUCUGGUGAUGGUGAUGAUGAUGAGGACGAGGAUGACGACGACGAUAAUGAUAAUGAUAAUGAUGAUGAGGAUGAUGAUAAUGAGGAGAAGCCGCUUAAGAAGCGGAAGCUCAAUGCGGUGCCCGCCCGCACCUCCGUUAAUGGAUCCCGGAUGUCUCCGGAAGCCGUUGCCCUGCGGAGGACUUCUCGUAAGGCAGAAAAGCAAAACCAAAGUCUUGAAGUAACAGAAUCAGUUCCAGGUGCGUCAUUGGAUCCAGGAUCAAGGACGCCUAUGCCAGAGAAGAAAUUGGUCGAGUUCAUCCUUGAUAAGCUUCAAAAAAAAGAUACCUAUGGUGUGUUUUCUGAACCUGUUGACCCAGAAGAGCUUCCAGAUUAUCGUGAAGUCAUAAAACAUCCUAUGGAUUUUGGCACAAUCCGGAAGAAGCUUGCUAAGGGAGACUAUGCCUGCUUGGAAGAAUUUGAGAAGGACGUCUCUUUGAUAUGUACCAAUGCAAUGCAUUAUAAUGCAUCAAUUACUAUCUAUUACAAACAGGCACGUGCAAUACAGGAGCUAGCAAAGAAAAAAUUCGAGAGCAUUAGGCUUGAUCCAGAACGGAUUGAAGCAGAAUUUAAUCUUGCUUCAAAAACGAAACCUGGAUAUUCUUAUAAAAAAUCUCGAAAGCCAGGGCAUGGAAGAUUUCAGUUUGAACCUGCUAGUUCUGAUUUUUCCUCCGGGGCAACGCUGGCUACAUUUGGAGACCAUUCAAAUUGGUCUAAUGCAUCUCUGCAAGACUCUUCUAGGUUACGAAGGGCUGCGACAGCUGAAAGGCCUGGAAGUGCAGAUGGUCUUGGUUCCUUGAGUGAAACCAAAGCUGAGAAAUUAGAAGACCUUCAAGUAUUUGUUGCAGGUUCAACACACAAGGCAGUGGCUUGGAGAAAUGGGAGAAGGUCUCUGCAGCUGGAUGAAAAUCGCCGGGCAACAUACAAACCAUAUAACCAAGUGGAUAAUGGAAAUGAUGCAAUAUUUGCCAUGCUGGAUGGGGAGCCAAAGCAGCUAGUCCCUAUUGGACUUCGGUCAGAGUAUCCUUAUGCAAAGAGUCUUGCUUGGUUUGUUUCAAAUGCUGGACCAAUAGCAUGGAAAAUCGCAGCUCAGAAAAUUCAGAGAGCUCUUCCCUCAGGUGUUCCAUUUGGACCUGGAUGGGUUGGUGAACAUGAAUCUCCCUCGCUUUAUCUAUCAUCACAGGGGAGAUCUGCAGUAUUGUCAGGCACUUCUGCUGCGAUGCCGAAUGUUGUUGGCCAAAGCAAGGUGAAGUCAAAUACCUGUGCUGAUACUCCCAUGAUAAGAGUUGGAGAGCUUCCGAAGAACUUGAUUUCAGAGUGCAGGUCUGUUCCAUUAACUACUCAACCAUCCUUAGUGAAACAAUCGGUUUCCAAUCCCACUGCAUGUCAACGUCCAGAUAAUUGCCGUUCUAGUUCCAAUAGUGUGUCUGAUGUGAACAAAAAUGCUGGAGUGAAUGCUGCUAGUGAUAUGAAGGUUACAAUGCCUUCCCAUGAAGUAAAACAUGGGCUAGUAAAGGCAAUUCUGCCAGUUGCCACAUCAAAUGACCUAUCCCUUUCAAAUACCAAGUUUGGUUCAGAAGUAACUCAGUCCAGGUUGCUGGAAAUGGUCUCGAGAAACAACACACAUAUGCAUGGGCUUUCUCUAAAACAGGUUGAUGGUUCAAGUCCUGCAAAUAAUUUUCAGGUAAAGCAAUCUGAAAGCAUGAUACGUGACGGUGAUGGUCGUGGUCUUGGUAAAGAAGCAAGUGAUGCAUUGAAGCAUGCAUGUGGUCCCGCUGAGACAAAUGCUGGUAUGACCAGACCAAAUACUUCCCUUCAUGAUUAUCAAGCUGGAUGUGGAGCUUUUCAGGCUCCUCAAGCAACAAACAGUCAAGGGAAUAACAUUCAGAAAUCAAUUAGUUUAGACAAUUUUAUGCCUAGCAAGAUGCUAGUUAUGCAUCAGAGAGGUUCCAAUAUGUCUGCAAAUGCUCCAGUUUUUGUGAACUCUCCACUUCUGUCAACAGGACCAUCAAUAAAGCGAGAUGAUCCAACAGUGCAAGCAUGGAUGCAAUCUCAAAAUGCACAUUUAACUGAUGUAGAUGCAACUUCUAGAAACAAAGUGCAGGUUGCAACAAACUCAUAUAUUGAGCAGCAUGAGUCCCAAGCAAGGAAAUUUUCUGCCAUUGCUCGUCUUAUGCCAAAAGAGAUGCAAUUAGAUAUGGCACGGCAUGCAUUGCCACAGUUUAGCCGGUUCCAUUCUCAGAAUUCUGCAAAGUUAUCUAAUAAUAAUCCAGUAUCAUGCCCAACAGUUGAAUCUCAGGGUCCAAAAGCAGUAAACCCUUCUUAUGUGCAGAUACCUAUGGGAAUUGAAUCAUCCAAGUCUCAAAUGCACUCAUGGAGAGGUCUACCUUCACAAUUUCUUCCAGAGCAAUCAUCAGAUUUGUCAUCCUCAAAACCACCUGACUUGAAUGUAGGACUUCAGAAACCAAAGUCUCCAGCUCGGCAGUCUUCUGGAAUGUUGACUGAUUCCCAACAGCCUGAUUUAGCUCUUCAGCUUUGAUUAACGUUAAUGGAUUAUUGGAUUUACUCAUUGUAAGCAUAUCAAAUACAGACCCAAACUUCAUUCAAAUAUCUGUUGAAGUUGGAACGAGUUGUACAAAUCUGUACCAAUUUCAUGGUCACAUGAAGCGGGUUUCCAUGUACUAUUAAAUUUUAAUAUUUUAUUCAUGUACUAACUUAAAAUUAGAUUGUAAUUGAUUCUGUAAAACGAUACUUUUAACGGUUCCAAGAGUUGUGUAGCUUUCUUCUCAGAAUGCUGAAUCAUUUUAUGCGCAGAAGGUCCAAGAUAUAUAUGCGCAUUGAGAGCAGACUUCUGGAUUUUAUUGUCCGACAUUGGAGGUGAAUGUUUCAGUAAGUCGUCUUAAUUUUUACAAAGGCUGGAAUUACAGAACAUUACUCCUACUUCUCGUUUAAUGGUUUUUAUGGAUUUGGCACAAUGCUCCACUUCCAUAUUUUGUAGUUU